Messenger RNA from Nymphaea colorata (pocket water lily), 1328 nucleotides. RefSeq names its product cytochrome c oxidase assembly protein COX11, mitochondrial. Gene Ontology annotation, molecular function: copper ion binding. Gene Ontology annotation, cellular component: mitochondrial inner membrane. The record is from RefSeq and is a predicted model, not a curated record. Lineage: Eukaryota; Viridiplantae; Streptophyta; Magnoliopsida; Nymphaeales; Nymphaeaceae. Bases 262 to 1131 code for a protein of 289 amino acids. The transcript has 7 exons.
CAGAGGACUAACUGCAACUGUGCCAAAACAAAUGGAAGAAGCCUCACUAAGACCUCCUUUUGGAUUUGGUGGAGCCUGUGGGCUGUGAAUCUUGGAGGGAGGAAUCCGCCCCGCCUGCACGCACCCAAUCAGUUUUGCCUGUUUCCGGCGUCCCUUUUUCCGAUCGAGGCCAGGCCUUCCCCCUCCCUGGAUGCCCGUCGGAGAGGCGUGACCCUCUUUGCUUCUUCUGCUUCGUGAAAGAGAGAGAGAGCUGAUAGAGAGAUGUCGUGGUCUCUCUUUCAGAGGAGGAUCGCUCUCGCUCACUCAAGGAUCGAUAGUCUCAAUCGACUGUUCUCCCACUCUCCUCUUGGAUUGAGAGGAAUGAGGAAUGCGAGGAAUGGUCGAGUUUCGGAUUCGUUUCCGCCCGUGAGUGAUGGCAGGCAAUCGAUCAGUCAUAUUACGUAUGGAGGACUUCCGACUCGGUCGAUGGUCCGCUCGGGUUCUUCGUGCAUGGACGUCGCGUCAGUGAGGGCAUUGAUUUCCGGAAGAGAUCGCCGGUGGUACUCAGCUCGUUCGGAGGGGGUUUCUCGGUUUCGUGCGGCGAGGGAGGGUAGUCAAUCAAUGCUUCUGUAUCUGUUUGCUUUGGUUGUGGCGAUGGUGGGUUCGACGUAUGCAGCGGUUCCAUUGUACAGGAAGUUCUGCCAAGCCACUGGUUAUGGUGGAACUGUUCAGAGGAAAGAGACUGUUGAGGAGAAAAUUGCACGGCAUGCAGAGGAGGGAACUACCACUUCAAGGGUACUCACUGUUCAGUUCAAUGCAGAUGUUGCUGAUGGCAUGCCAUGGAAGUUUGUUCCGACACAACGAGAAGUAAGAGUUAGGCCAGGAGAAAGUGCCCUUGCUUUUUAUACUGCUGAAAAUCUAAGUUCGGCACCUAUAACUGGUGUCUCCACAUACAAUGUUACACCAAUGAAGGCUGCAAUUUACUUCAAUAAGAUCCAGUGCUUCUGCUUUGAGGAACAACGUCUUCUCCCAGGGGAGCAAAUUGACAUGCCUGUAUUUUUCUACAUUGAUCCUGAAUUUGAAGAAGAUCCAAAAAUGGAUGGCAUCAACAAUUUAAUAUUGUCGUAUACUUUCUUCAAAGUCAGUGAUUGACGAGAUUCUUAUCCUUUUGUCUUUUUGUUUUCAAUGUAAUAAUAUGCUGGUAAGGAAUUAUUCAAAGCAAAUAAUUUUGGGAAUGCAACUUGUCUUAUUGCUGUAACUUUUCUGGUGCAACUUUUUGUAUGCUGAGGUCCUACGUGGACAGUUCGUUGUGUAUUGGAGGUGGAAUAUAUUAAGGUAUUGGAUGAUUA